Messenger RNA from Lodderomyces beijingensis, 996 nucleotides. NCBI's taxonomy places the organism in Eukaryota, Fungi, Ascomycota, Pichiomycetes, Serinales, Debaryomycetaceae. The record is from the annotation of a GenBank genome assembly.
AUGUUUGGUAGAGUGAUACGAAGCGGGCCAACGCCCCAGCACGUUGGCAUCAUCAUGGAUGGCAACAGAAGAUAUGCACGUUCGCACAAGAUGGAGAUCAAAGAAGGGCACAGUUUGGGAUUUGAAACCAUGGCCAAUACCUUGGAGCUACUUUAUGAGAGUGGCGUCACGGCAGCCACAGUGUAUGCGUUUUCCAUAGAAAAUUUCAACAGGUCGUCGUUUGAAGUGAAAUGGUUAAUGGACUUGGCCAAGGCCAAAUUCACCCAGAUCAACAAGAACGGCUUUCUUUGUCAAGACUAUGGCAUCCGAAUAAAGAUCUUGGGCAAUUUGAAAUUGUUGCCGCCCGAUGUGCUCGAGAUUCUCCAUGAAACCGAGGAAAUCACCAAGCACAACACGAGAGCCGUGUUGAAUGUGUGUUUUCCCUACACUUCGAGAGACGAGAUGAAAAACGCCAUCAAGAAUGUAGUAGAGGAGGCUACAAGAAGCGGCAUCGUGAUCAAUGAAAAGACCUUGGAAAACUACUUGUACACAGCAGAUUCGCCCCCCUUGGAUCUUUUAAUUCGAACUUCGGGAACUUAUAGGUUAUCGGAUUUUUUGCUAUGGCAAUGCACAUCGCCCGACUGUGCCGUGAUGUUUGUGGAUAAACUAUGGCCCGAGUUUACUCCGUGGGACAUGUUCAAGAUUUUGAUAACCUGGGGCUUCAACAAGUACUGGUACGGCAGUUCCAGCGGCGAUGGCGUCAACCCCAUGGCCCUAGCGGCAACAACAUUGAUGAACGACGGGGCCCACGCCCAGGAAAAGAUAAAAGACGGCGAAGACGGCGAACUAAUUGCUGCUUCACAAAUUCAAACCACGGGGUUCAGCAGACUUCGAAGCGAAGAAGACGACGAGGAGAUCACAGACAUUAGCAGUCGAGACGUUGAAAGUGAAAACGAUACUAUAACUUCCGAAGAAGAAGGAGAACCUGCCAGUCAAGCUUUCACGAAAGGACAAUGA